Cicer arietinum (chickpea) is the source of this 1207-nucleotide messenger RNA. RefSeq lists its product as uncharacterized. Lineage: Eukaryota; Viridiplantae; Streptophyta; Magnoliopsida; Fabales; Fabaceae. The record is from RefSeq and is a predicted model, not a curated record. Gene Ontology annotation, molecular function: oxidoreductase activity.
UAUACUCUCCAUUCCCUGAAAUUUCCCAUUUUUCAUUUCAAUAAAAAAAAAAAAAGAAAAAAAAAACUAUAUAGAUACCAAUUUAUAACAUCAUUUCUUAGUUUCAUUUCUAACCAAAUAUAACGAUGCAAGUUUCCAACCACCACCACGACUUAGAACCGUGGCACAAUCUCGCCGGAAAAGUCGUGCUCGUCACUGGCGCUUCUGCCGGAAUCGGCCGUGUAUUCUGUCUCGAUCUCGCUCGAGCCGGCUGCCGUGUCAUUGCUGCGGCUCGUCGGGUAGAUCGCUUAGCGUCGCUCUGCGAUGAAAUCAAUCAAGGAGUGCAGUUGGUGGAUCAGGAAAGAAGCCUCCGUGCCGUUGCCGUAGAAAUUGAUGUCGCCGCCGACGGCUCCGUCAUUGAGAAUUACGUUAAGAAGGCGUGGGAGGUUUUUGGGCAUAUUGAUGUGGUGAUUAAUAACGCGGGUUUUAGAGGAAAUGUGAGUUCACCCUUGGAAUUAUCUGAGGAAGAAUGGAAUAAAGUAUUUAGAACAAACAUAACCGGUACAUGGUUGGUGUCAAAGUAUGUAUGCAAGCUCAUGCGUGAUGCAAAAAUAAAAGGAUCAAUUAUCAAUAUCUCUUCAAUUGCUGGCUUAGAUCGAGGCCAACUGCCUGGAGCUACUGCAUAUGCAUGUUCAAAGGGAGCUGUCAAUAUGCUAACAAAGGUGAUGGCAUUGGAAUUGGGGGCACACAAAAUCAGAGUGAAUUCAAUAUCACCUGGACUUUUCAAAUCUGAAAUUACUGCAGAUUUGAUGGAGAAACAUUGGCUACUUAAUGUUGCCAAAAAAACAGUACCAUUGAGAAGUUUUGGCACUUCAAAUCCAGCAUUAACUUCAAUAGUUCGAUAUUUAAUUCACGAUUCUUCUGAAUAUGUGACUGGAAAUAUUUUUAUUGUUGAUGCUGGUGCAACCAUACCGGGCGUGCCUAUUUAUUCCUCACUAUGAAAUAUAUUGUAUGCAACUUGAUAUACACAUUUUUGAGAACAUGUAUUAUGUUCUCAUGGUUACUUAGUCUAUAGGAAUAUUAUGAUCUUUUUGUUCUUGCACCUAUAUUAAUAAAGAAAAUUUUGACAUUGUAAUAAUAUACAAGAUAACUCGUUUAAUAGCAUCUCCAACUGUAGCCAAAUACAUUAGACUGUUAUUUAUGUAAAAUUCAUUUUUUGGCGAGUUCA